GCCAACGCGGCGCGAGCGGAUUUCCAGGCUCGCAUCGACGCCAUCAAACAGUACAUGAGCUUCCGAAAGGUCACCAAAGACCUGGAGAAACGGGUCAUCAAGUGGUUCGAUUACUUGUGGACCAACAAGAAAGCAGUCGAUGAGAGAGAAGUGCUGAAGUACCUGCCAGACAAGCUGCGGGCGGAGAUCGCUAUAAACGUCCACAUGGACACUCUGAAGAAGGUGCGCAUUUUUGCGGACUGCGAGGCCGGGCUGCUGGUGGAGCUGGUGCUGAAGCUUCAGCCGCAGGUCUACAGCCCCGGAGACUACAUCUGCAAGAAGGGCGACAUCGGCCGUGAGAUGUACAUCAUUAAAGAAGGAAAGCUGGCCGUGGUGGCGGACGACGGAGUCACGCAGUUCGUGGUGCUGAGCGACGGCAGCUACUUCGGAGAGAUCAGCAUCCUCAACAUCAAGGGCAGUAGGGCAGGCAACCGAAGAACCGCCAACAUCCGCAGCAUCGGCUAUUCUGACCUCUUCUGC
Molecule: messenger RNA, 519 nt
Organism: Sinocyclocheilus grahami
Lineage: Eukaryota; Metazoa; Chordata; Actinopteri; Cypriniformes; Cyprinidae
Product: cyclic nucleotide-gated channel rod photoreceptor subunit alpha-like
Exons: 1
Biological process (GO): monoatomic cation transmembrane transport
Cellular component (GO): plasma membrane; intracellular cyclic nucleotide activated cation channel complex
Molecular function (GO): intracellularly cGMP-activated cation channel activity; protein-containing complex binding; intracellularly cAMP-activated cation channel activity
Source: RefSeq, a predicted model, not a curated record